CUGAGCUCCUUAAGUAAGUGUAAUUUGAGAGAAAUGAAACUCAUUUCAAUUAAGCUUAUUCUAUUUGCUUUAGCUACAGUGGUCUUUCAAACAUCAAACACUAUAUGCCUAGAUGAACUGAUGAAGUCCAGUCUGCAGAGCACAGAAGAUGAUGAUGAUAAAUAUUACAAGAUUAAAGAUAUCUUGGAAGAAAAGCAGAGGAGUCUCAAUUUUGAAGAACUGAAAGACUGGGGAUCAAAAAAUAUCCUUAAAAUGAACCCUCCUACCAUAAACAAGAUGCCAAAUUCAGUUGCUAAUUUACCUCUUAGGUUUGGAAGAAAUUAUCCAGAAGAAAGAAGCAUUAAACCAAUUGCUAAUUUGCCUCUGAGAUUUGGGAGAGCUUUUGGAGAGAUCAUACCUAGGCGUGCUCCAAAGGUACCACACAGGCCUGGGAGAUCUCCACUUGUUAAAAGUUCCAGUCAGUCACUUCUAAAUUUUCCACAGAGAUUUGGGAAGUCACUGUCUGUCAACCUGCCUCAAGACGUGCAGGAAUCUGAACCAGGAAUAUGAAUUCUAACAGUUACGUUAAUACUGGAAUGAAAUAAUGAAGACAGAAUCUGAAAGACUUGCAAAAGCUGCAAUGUGUUUUCAAAACUAAAGGUCAUGAAAAAAAACCUAGGAGAACUGAAAUGCAAGCAUGGCUUCAUGUUAUGAAUAAUGCAUUUAUUCUGUACAAACCCUUGGUGUAUAAGGCAAUGACAAUUGUAGCGGCUGUUGUAGUAGUUUACUUCAGUGGCAGUGUAGUAUAAAUUCUGUUUACUUCUGUGCGACUUAUGUCCUGUUGGUUGUAAAACCUAAUUUCAGAACAAUGGUUGUAUAACUGAAAGCAUUUUCAGCAAAAUUAAAAGAAGCAUAAUAUGAAUAAAGAAGCAUGAUACAAAUAAAACAAAGUCUGCAAUAUGAAUAACAAACAGAAGCAGAAUCAAAACCACUGGUACUCUUUGUGUCAUAUGCAGCUAAAGAAAAAUAAGU
This is a messenger RNA of Strigops habroptila (Kakapo), 1011 nucleotides long. It is a transcript of the gene NPVF, whose product is annotated as neuropeptide VF precursor. NCBI's taxonomy places the organism in Eukaryota, Metazoa, Chordata, Aves, Psittaciformes, Psittacidae. Gene Ontology annotation, molecular function: signaling receptor binding. Gene Ontology annotation, biological process: neuropeptide signaling pathway; negative regulation of gonadotropin secretion. The transcript has 3 exons. Bases 34 to 549 code for a protein of 171 amino acids. The record is from RefSeq and is a predicted model, not a curated record.